AUGGCACAGGAACUGAGACAUGGGUUUUUAAAUGACCCAUUGUACUUGGAUGAUCUUCAAUCGCACUAUUUCUCCCAUUAUGACCUGAAAAGAAAUUCAACAUCGGGGAAUCCAUCUCCCGAGGAUGACGAAUACAAAAUCACUGACUGGAAAUCAGCAACGAAUAAAAAGAAAACUUCCAUGGCAGCCCUGAUUAUGUGUUUAAACAUUGGUAUUCCGCCACCUGAUGUCGAGCGACCUCAAGAAUAUCCUGUUUUGGAAGCCUUUGUUGACCCAUCCUCCUACCCAGACCCAAAACUAGCUUUACAAGCAAUCGGGAAAUCCUUGCAAACCAACUAUGAAUCUAUAUCAUCACGGACUAAGUACAAACAGUCAUUAGACCCUUCUGUGGAGGAUCUUAAAAGAUUGUGCUCAACUUUAAGGAGAAAUGCCAAGGAUGAACGUAUACUGUUUCAUUACAAUGGACAUGGUGUUCCUCAACCCACUCAUUCAGGCGAGAUAUGGGUUUUCAACAGAGGUUACACGCAGUACAUCCCUGUAAGUCUAUACGAUUUGCAAAACUGGCUAGGUGCUCCUUAUAUCAUGGUUAUAGAUACCAAUGCUGCUGGCCAUGUUAUUGAAAAUAAUAAAAAGUUCAUACAAAAGAGAAUUGAUGACGAAGCAAAUAACCACACUGAUAUUGCUUCAGUAUCUCCUGUCAGUGCUUAUAUUGAAAGCAUGCAAUUGGGAGCGUGCCAAAGUGAUGAGAUGUUACCAAUGAACCCGGAUCUACCUGCUGACCUCUUUACCUGUUGUCUAACACGCCCUAUUGAAAUGAGUAUCAAAUGGUUUGUUUUGUUUUCCCCCUUGAGAGAAAAGCAUUACUAUGAUAGCUUGAAAAACAAAAAUGGCGUAAUUGAGAUUCCCGGUAAACUGACAGAUAGGCGUACUCCAUUAGGUGAGUUGAAUUGGAUCUUUAUAGCUGUGACAGACACAAUUGCAUGGACGACACUAUCUAGACCUUUGUUCAAAAAGUUAUUUAGACAAGAUCUGGUGAUCGCAGCACUAUUCAGAAACUUUUUAUUGGCAAAGAAGCUGAUGCCAGAAGUUGGAUGCCAUCCUAUAUCGGAUCCACCGCUGCCGGACAUCAGCAACCAUCCGAUGUGGGAAUCGUGGGAGUUUGCAAUAGAUCAGAUAUUAGCCCAAAUGUUGAAGAAAAAGGAAUCUGAAGCAGAAGAAGUUGAUAUGUCUGACAUUCCACAACUACAAACUACGGAUAAUGAUACCAACGGAAAAAAUGAUAGUGUGCAAAUUGCAAAUAAACCUGUACCACUGUCCAAUGGUUGGAACUAUCAGCAUUGUUCCUUCUUUCAACAGCAUUUAACGGCAUUCGAAGUUUGGCUACAGUACGGUUCUGCUAUAAAGGAACCACCACAGCAGUUACCUAUAGUUUUGCAGGUCCUAUUAUCUCAAGCUCAUAGAUUACGUGCCUUACAUUUAUUGUCAAAUUUCUUAGAUCUUGGCACUUGGGCAGUCUAUUUAGCAUUAAGUGUUGGUAUGUUCCCAUAUAUCCAGAAAUUAUUGCAAAGUCCUUCUCCUGACUUGAAACCAAUUCUUGUAUUUAUCUGGACCCGUAUUAUGUCUGCAGAUCAUGAAAAUGCAAAGCAAGAGCUACUUAAGGAUAGGGGAUAUAAUUAUUUUACACAAAUGCUUACGCUACAACCACGCCCCUCUCAGCCGCUAAUCGGUGAUGCACCGUUGGUUAUUGAAAGUCCAGCUGUUAAUAAUAAUGUUACAUUUGCUGAUCAAAAGGCUAUGAGUGCCUUUGUUUUAACGAUGUUUGUAAAAGAUCACAAACAAGGUCAGAAGGCCGCAUUUUCUAUUGAGGUUGUAAGAAUCUGCAUUGGCUAUAUUGAAACAUCUGAAAGCCCAUUGUUAAGGCAAUGGAGCGCCUUGUUGAUAAGUGGGAUGGUCAAAGAUUAUCUGGAAGCCAUUGUUUUAAUCAUGAGAUCUGGAGCUACCGGAAAAUUAUUGCAGUUAAUUGGGGAUCCUAUUCCAGAAAUCAGAGCAUCUCUGGUUAAUGCAUUUACAAACUUUGUUUUGAUGCCCAAAGAGUACGAAGAUUUGGAAGAUUCGUAUGGACUGAAAGAAGAAUUGAACCAACAGGAUUUGAGUAUUGCUACAGAGAUUAUAAACUUGUCAUUUGACGGAUCUCCUUUGAUUAGAAGAGAGGUGGUAUGCUUCUUCAGUCGCUUUGUAGUCAAGUACCUCCAGUUUUUCCUUGUUUGUGCUUUUAGUCAAUUAGAAGAAGAAGUAACCUUAAUUGAUAAUCCAUCAAUGAUCGAUGAGAUUAGAAGAAAAUCGCCUGCUUAUGGUUCCAUCUUUUUCACUAUUUGGAAAUCUUUGCUGAUUUCUAGUGAAGAUCCUCACGAUGAAGUUAAAAAUCAUGCUCAGGAGGUUAUUGACUAUGUUAUGAUAAAAUUGAACGAAUCGAAACUGGGAGAUGUUGCCUCGGAGAUGGAGGAUUAUCUACUAGAAAAACGUGGCGUAGGUGAGGAUAGAAGCAAUUCUAUUGAUAGUAAGCUAUUUGCCAAGAUAACUGAGAAUCAGAAAUAUAACAGCAUGAAAAGCUCUUCUAGAAAUAAUACAGUGGGUAAGAAGAGCCUCGAGAAGGUUACUAAAAGAGUUCAAUCUCUAAAUCUUGACUCGAGACUCAAAACAGAAAUGGAGAACAAAAACAACGAUUCUAAAUCUUCCGCAUCCUCAACUUAUGCUUUUUCGAUUGCAGAAAAGGUAUCCAAACUCAAAUCAUGGCUGAAUGCGUUAAGUGGCACUGAUGGAGAACAAAGCACUAACUCGCAUAUUUUGGCAAAUUAUCUAUCACACCAACCGACUACGUUUCCAUAUGGAAGUAACCCGAAACCCAAAACGCCUAGAUUUGUACCCAGAGUUAGAAAAGAUGGUUAUCCAAUAUUACCUUUCACAAGUAAGUUUUUGGAAUAUAGCAGUGAAUAUUUCCAAGAGUCUCAACUUGGGCCAAAAGAAGAGGACGAGCCAGGUAGUGAAGAAUAUAUGAGAAGAAUAUGGAGAAGAAAUAGAAAUGAGGCCAUCAUUGCUGCUACUCAACCCCAAAAAAGUUUAGCAUUGGAGGGAGAUUGGAAGAAUAUUGUUGUUAGAUUAAACAACGUCACCCAACCAAAAUUACUCAAAUUCACGCAGUUUGAGAAAUGGAUUUCGGUGGUCGAUGAGAGAGAUAAUGUCACAACUUUUGACUGGGGUAAAAACAAAGAACUUUGUAAAUUCUCCAACGGUAAUCCAUUUGGUACAAAAAUUACUGACGUCAAAUUUUUGAAUGAAGAUCAUGUUCCAUUGUUAAUGAGUGGCUCAAGUGAUGGUGUUAUCAAGAUUUACAAAAACUUUAAUGACAUUGAGAAUUGUUUGUUGCUCACAUCAUGGAGAGCAUUGAAUGAUAUAAUGUUAACACCCAGAUCUGUCGGUCUAAUUUCCGAGUGGCAACAAAGUAGAGGUACGUUGUUAGUUACCGGUGAUGUCAAAGUUAUUAAAGUAUGGGAUGCACCUAGAGAGAAAUGUGUGAUGGAUAUACCCAUUAGGUCAACUUCUCAGAUUACUACUCUUACAUCUGACCAAGUCGGGGGGAACAUUGUUAUUGCAGGUUUUCAAGACGGUUCGAUGCGUGUAUAUGAUAGAAGGUUAGAGGGUAAGGAUUCCUUGGUCAAGGUUUAUAAACCUUCAACCUUUGCUGAGAAAUCGCCCCUAAGGAAUGUUCAUAUGCAAAGAGGCGGUAUGCGUGAAUUGGUGAGUGGCAAUUCUAGUGGUUUGGUCCAAUUGUGGGAUAUUAGACAAGACAGUCCUAUUGUUAGAUUCAGAGCUUUUGAGAAAACAAUGACCACUGCGUUUAUACAUGAGCAUGCUCCAAUCAUUGCAUGUGCUAGUAAAGAGGUGGAUAUGUACACUACAAGCGGCACUCGAGUCUCCAGAAUCUCAAAUAGUGGGUUUAUCAGCACGUUGCACGGUGGAACCCGUAACAACAUGUACAUCAAUAGCUUGACUUUACAUCCACAUCGAAUGAUGAUGGCUACCAAUUAUAACCAAAGUUCCGAGAUUACACUCUAUGAAUGUCGAGAAAAAGCAGACCCUAGUGCUGAUUUUUACUCUAGGGAGGAGUUGAUCGGAGGCUUUCAGUAA
Molecule: messenger RNA, 4185 nt
Organism: Pichia kudriavzevii
Lineage: Eukaryota; Fungi; Ascomycota; Pichiomycetes; Pichiales; Pichiaceae
Exons: 1
Coding region: 1-4185 (1394 amino acids)
Biological process (GO): TOR signaling; positive regulation of cell growth; regulation of autophagy
Cellular component (GO): cytoplasm; TORC1 complex
Molecular function (GO): protein-macromolecule adaptor activity; protein binding
Source: RefSeq, a predicted model, not a curated record